This is a messenger RNA of Hypoxylon trugodes, 1175 nucleotides long. RefSeq names its product peroxisomal membrane protein 4. Bases 268 to 966 code for a protein of 232 amino acids. Gene Ontology annotation, cellular component: peroxisomal membrane. NCBI's taxonomy places the organism in Eukaryota, Fungi, Ascomycota, Sordariomycetes, Xylariales, Hypoxylaceae. The record is from RefSeq and is a predicted model, not a curated record. The transcript has a single exon.
AGACGGGACACUCAGCUUUCUCUUGCUCCAUUUCAUCUUUUCUAUCCUUCAACACCAACAAAAGAUGCAACCCUUCCGUUUCUCGACAACAACACUGAUAGGUCAUCUGUGUAUUAAAACAUAACAAUACGAAUCAAUGCUGCGAUAGUCUCGAUCCGAUCACUUUAAUCUACCACGCCGCUGUUUCUCACUCCUUCGCAGCGACGCAAUCCGACUUAACCUCCUCGCCCGCCUCUUUAUUCCCACACCCACAACACCACCGCCAAAAUGUCUUCACUAUCCUCCUUCCCGGCCCUCGAGGCCCUAAAAUCCACCCUCGAACAAAUAAUCCUCGACCCAUCCUACCACGACCUCCUAGCCGUAGUCAAAGGAGCCCGCAAUGGCGCAGUCUACGGAGCAAAAGUGCGCUUCCCCCACGCCCUCGUAAUGGUCUUCCUCUUCCGGCCAGGCACCCUCCAACAAAAAGUCUCCCUCGUAUUCCGCGCGACGCGCACACAUGCCGCGAACCUAGCGCGCUUCGCGGUGGUCUACAAAUUAACGUGCUUCCUACUCAAGCAAUACGGUGCGACCCCGGGUAAAUCUGGACACUAUGAUUCUAUGCUCGCGGGGCUGCUAGGGGGAUACGUGGUUUUCGGCGGACGCUCGAAGAGGUCGGGGAAGAUACCUAGUGUUAACCAACAAAUCGUGAUAUACGUCUUCGCGCGCGUGGUACUAGCUCUCGCGCGGCUGGCUGUGAAGCCUGAAGGAGGUACUGGACUACCGUUUGUAUCGCGCGAGGGUAUAUCUGGCGCGAUUACGAAAUACGCGUGGCCGGUAUUCGCUGCGACGUCGUGGGCGCUCGUCAUGCAUAUAUUUAAGCACCAUCCGGAUGAAUUGCAGCCGUCGCUUAGGAGUAGUAUGACUUAUAUCUACCAGCAGUCGGAACAUUGGGACAGCUUGAGGAAUUUUGUCUGGCAUAAUAAAUAGGUGCAUCGCUAUAUGGCUAUUGGGAAAAAGGGAGUGGAUUGCUAAUUGGUAAUUGAUGGAGGUGUAUACGAGGAAGAGGAGUUAUGAUAUCACUUGGCUAGAGGCGUUUUAUGUGUUUACUUCUUUGGUUUUACCUCUAUAUAUCUUCGGGUGUAUAUUACGCAUUUAGCAUGGGUACUAGCUGGGCUCACAUCUAUUGAGCAAGUGGU